This is a messenger RNA of Thamnophis elegans (Western terrestrial garter snake), 5534 nucleotides long. It is a transcript of the gene NCAM1, whose product is annotated as neural cell adhesion molecule 1. Gene Ontology annotation, cellular component: membrane. Gene Ontology annotation, molecular function: protein binding. Gene Ontology annotation, biological process: cell adhesion. The record is from RefSeq and is a predicted model, not a curated record. The coding region runs from base 381 to 2963 and encodes 860 amino acids. Lineage: Eukaryota; Metazoa; Chordata; Lepidosauria; Squamata; Natricidae. The transcript has 19 exons.
AGCGCAGGGAUCUGCUCGCUCCUGCCCGCGUGCUGAGGCUGGGACUGUCACUCAUUCUCUGAUCAGCUCGCGAAAGCAGCUCGGAAGCCGCUGGAUAAAAUAAUAAAAAAAGGGGGGGGAGAAGAAGAAGAAGAAAAAAACCAAACUCAUUUCUCCCUCCCGGUAGCGAAGAAACGGGGCAGGUCUGCAGAGCGAGGUCGGUUGGAUCCUUGCGGGGGUUUUUGCGUUCCCCCUUUUUUUCCUCCCCCUCCCCUCUUUCCUCCUCGCCUGGCAUCUCUCCCGGGUUGACCCACCCAGGUCCCUAUUGAAGAAGGGGGAAAAGAGACCAAGGCGGGCGAGAGCCACAGCUGUAGCUGUCCAGGAAAAAAAAAAUUGCAUCUAUGCAGCGCAACUCCCGCGGCGGCCGGCCGUUGACCAUGCUCCGAUGCACGGACCUCGUCUGGACUUGGCUUCUCCUGGGCACCGCAGUCUCUCUUCAGGUGAACAUCGUCCCAAAUAAGGUGGAGGUGCCCGUUGGAGAAUCCAAAUUUUUCUUAUGUCAAGUCACUGGUGAUGCCAAAUCCAAAGAAAUCUUCUGGUUUGCCCCCAAUGGCGAUAAGCUGACGACAAACCAGCAGCACAUUUCCGUGGUCCGGUCAGAUGAUUCUUCCACUCUCACCAUCUACAACGCUAACAUCGAUGACGCCGGCAUCUAUAAAUGUGUGGUCUCCAGUGAGGAAGGGGAGGAAGAGGCCACACUCAACGUGAAGAUCUUUCAGAAGAUGACCUUCCAACAUGCCCCCAGCCCACAGGAGUUCAAAGAAGGAGAAGAUGCAGUUAUUACCUGUGAUAUUGUCUCCUCGCUGCCUCCCACAAUUAUGUGGAAGCACAUGGGCAGAGAUGUGGUCCUGAAGAAAGAUGUGAGGUUUGUGGUGUUGAGCAACAACUACCUCCAGAUCAGAGGGAUAAAGAAAAGUGACGAGGGCAUGUAUCGCUGUGAGGGAAGGAUCUUGGCCCGGGGAGAAGUGGACUUCAGGGAUAUCCGGAUCAUCGUGAAUGUGCCUCCCACCGUUCGCUCUCGGCAGGGGACGGUCAACGCCACUGCCAAUCUGAGCCAGUCGGUCAAGCUGGUGUGCGACGCUGACGGCUUCCCAGAGCCCAUCAUCAGCUGGACCAAGGACGGAGAACCGAUAGAACGAGGGGAGGAUGAGGAAAAAUACGGCUUCAGUUACGAUGGCUCCGAGCUGACCAUCCACAGGGUGGAGAAGAACGACGAGGCCGAGUACAUCUGCAUCGCCGAGAACAAAGCGGGAGAGCACGAUGCCACCGUCCACCUCAAAGUCUUCGCAAAACCCCAGAUCACCUUUGUGGAGAACAAAACUGCCAUGGAGCUGGAAGACCAGAUCAUUCUGACCUGUGAGGCCUCUGGCGAUCCCAUCCCCUCCAUCACUUGGAGGACCUCUUCCCGGAACAUCAGCAGUGAAGAGAAGACCCUGGAUGGGCGCAUCGAAGUCCGCAGCCACGCGCGCGUCUCCUCCCUGACCCUGAAGGACAUUCAGUACACCGACGCCGGGGAGUAUACCUGCAUAGCCAGCAACACCAUUGGGCAAGAUUCCCAGGUCAUGUACCUAGAAGUUCAAUAUGCCCCAAAGUUGCAGGGCCCUGUUGCAGUUUACACCUGGGAAGGUAACCCAGCAAACAUCACCUGCGAAGUCUUCGCUUAUCCCAGCGCUGUCAUCUCGUGGUUCCGGGAUGGGCAGCUGCUGCCCAGCUCCAACUACAGCAACAUCCGGAUCUACAACACACCAGCCGCCAGUUACCUGGAGGUGACGCCAUAUUCAGAAAACGAUUUCGGGAAUUACAACUGCACAGCAGCCAACCGGAUUGGGCAGGAGUCCUCUGAGUUCAUUCUUGUGCAAGCAGACACCCCUUCUGCGCCUUCCAUUGAGAAAGUGGAGCCUUACUCCAGCACAGCCCAGAUCAGAUUUGAUGAACCGGAGGCCACUGGGGGUGUCCCCAUCCUCUGGUACAAGGCCGAGUGGCGAGCCACUGGGGAGGAAGACUGGCACACCAGAAUCUACGAUGCCAAGGAAGCCAACACCGAAGGCAUCUUCACGGUCAUCGGCUUGAAGCCAGAGACCACCUACGCCAUCCGACUGACAGCCAUCAACGGCAAAGGCACCGGCGAGAUCAGCUCAGCCUCCGACUUCAAGACCCAGCCAGUUCAAGGGGAGCCCAGUGCGCCAAAGCUGGAAGGCCACAUGGGAGACAACGGGAACUCCAUCAAAGUGAACCUCAUCAAGCAAGACGACGGGGGAUCCCCCAUCCGCCACUAUCUCAUUAAAUACAAAGUCAAACAAUCCCCCGAGUGGAAGCCGGAGAUUCGUCUCCCGUCAGGCAGCGACCACGUCAUGCUCAAGUCGCUGGACUGGAACGCCGAGUACGAAGUCACCGUCAUCGCGGAGAACCAACAAGGGAAAUCCAAGCCGGCACGCUACGCUUUCAGGACCUCAGCCCAGCCCACCAUCAUCCCAGCCAGCACAACAACGACGUCGGGACUGGGAACAGCCGCCAUCGUGGGCAUCCUCAUCGUCAUCUUCGUCCUUCUGCUGGUGGCCGUGGACGUCACCUGCUACUUCCUGAACAAGUGCGGCCUUUUCAUGUGCAUCGCCGUCAACCUGUGUGGCAAGUCGGGACCCGGGGCGAAGGGGAAGGACAUGGAAGAGGGCAAAGCGGCCUUCUCGAAGGACGAAUCAAAAGAGCCCAUCGUGGAGGUGCGGACGGAAGAGGAACGGACUCCGAAUCACGACGGAGGCAAACACACAGAACCGAACGAGACCACCCCGCUCACUGAGCCAGAGAAAAACGCCGUAGAAGAAAAGCCGGCCGUUCCCGCCACGGACGCCAACAACGCACCCCCUGCAGAAGUGAAGACGGUCCCCAACGAAGCCACACAAACAAAUGAAACUGAGAGCAAAGCAUGAUGGGCAUUGGGGGCCAAAAGCAGAGCAGACGGAAAUUUAAACAAAACGAAAAAAAAAUUGACAGAACAGCUUCACCUGAGCAUUUAAAACACAAAAAAUACACAUCUCAUUCCUCUAGUGUCUUUGCCUUUUUUAAAUGAAAACAGACAAAAAAAAAUGCAUACAAUGGGGAAAAUGUGUUUGGUUAUUACGGGGGGAUUGUUUUUAUUAGGGCUCGGUUUUUUAUUUUCCUGGGUUUUUGUUUGUUUGUUUAUCGUUUGGGUAGGUUUGUAGAAAGGAUCUUACUUCUUGUGCACUUGCUUUUAAGAGGAAAGGAAAUCCCCCCCCUCCCUUUCCCCCCACCCCCUUCUCCUACCACAUCUUUGAGGAUGGACCUCCGGGGUCUCUCGUAGAACAGCAGACAGUCCGUGCAAAACACCCGUCUCAAUGAACCCAAACUAGCAACUGCAAAUUUAGGGAGAAUCAGAAACAGAAUGAGCAAUCUUUUAUUUUUAUAUAUUCCAGCUAAGUUGAAAAAAAACCUGUACAGUCUUGUCAGUAAAUUGCCGUUUCCUCCCCUCUUUCCCCCCACCCCUGGUCGAUUUCAGAUUCCUUCUGUUCCAAAAGGUGUGUUUGUCGUGUGUCCCCCCUCCCCUUAACUGACUCCUGUUCUCGUGUCUUGAACCCUUGGGGGGCCCACAGCCAUUGUCCAUCUCUGGGGCGGAACUCUUGGCAAUGAGCCCCUCGGUUCAUUUCCGUGGGUUUCCUGGAAGAUGUUUGCAGCUGCCUGAGCCCUUCGAACCUUUAAUGUCAAUUUCCUAUCCUUGCAUCGGGGAAGAAUGCGCUGGGCAGCUUUUGGGAGGAUGAGUUUCAAACCGCAGUAUUCUCCGUUUGUUUCUUCUGUUUUCGUGGGGUUUUUGUGGGGGGGAGGAAAGGUUUUUUUUUUUUCCCCCGUUCAUUUGUUUUGCCAACAUUUUUUUCUUCCAGUGUUUACAGUCAAACGAAAUGUUUUUUUUUAAAAAAAACUGUUGUGUUUAAAAGUCUAUGUAAAAUAGCUGCCUUUUUAGAGAGAGAGAGAGAGAAAGAAAGAGUGAGAGAGAGGAGAGAGAGAGAGAGAGAUUGUCAGAGAAACUAAAAUGCUAUAUAGAUAAUAGGUGGUCCAGCAUGUUUGCUUUGCAGAGGGAGAACAUUUUAAAAUAUGGAUGUUUACAGUAGAUGUUUUCCCUUUUAUCUUUCUUUUAAUUAUUAUUAUUAUUGUUAUUUUUAAUUCUUACUAAAGUAAGAAAAUCAAGUAGCCCCCCCACUUUUCCUUGGUCCUUCUUUGGAUAGAGAUGAGCUAAUGAAGGGCCAGCUGGUUGUCUCGGUCCAAGCUAGUUCCUUGAGAAACUCUAAGCACCCCGUUGAAGGAAGGAAGUUUGGGUGGACAGGAGGAGACACACACAUACACACCCCCGAGAAGAUGAUUUUACGAAGUUCUUGAGUUGAAGGGAGAAGAUCCCCAUGUGGUGCUAAGCCUGCCCCCGUGUCCUAGAAUCCACAAAGGUUAAGUUGGCCUGGGGCGGGGGGGAUGUUCAGAUGGGUCCUUCUCAACACCUUCCACAGAUUUUCCUGUAACCCUCAAGAGAGCAUCUGGGAUAGGUUGGCCCCAGAGGAGUGGUGAGGACAUUCCUCAGACUCCCCCCCCCUCACCUGCUCUCUGCUGAAAAAUAGAGAGAUUGGGAACAUUGGUCGGUCACUCACGUCCAGUUUCGGGGCCGCGGGGAGUUGGCCCCUCCUGCUCUUGAAAACGGUUCCUUCCUAACUUAAUAUAUUUGGUGAAUUAUAUAUUGUGUUGAAUUUCAGGAGCCAGUUAACCGUGGCCCGGUUUCGGAAGAAUAACCGUACUGUAAAUGCAAAUGCCAUGAAUGCUGUUGGCCAAGUUGAAGCUUGAGGGUAAUUUUAUGGCCCUGGGAAGCGUCAUUUCCCUGGAGGUUCCUUGGAGUGAAGUCCAAAUGUAUGUAUAUAAAUAUGCCCUAAGGCUGAGAUGUAAGAACUGUAAAUCUGUCUUAAAAGAAUGUAUAGACUGAGGUGGCGCGUCUUGGGCUGGGCAGGGCUGGCAAAGACACAGCCCACCUCCCCAAAGGGCAUCUGAGUUUUGGCGGCUGAUCUGGUGGGCGUCCAUCCUGGGGGAGUGAGAAGUUGUUCAGCAAGAGGUUCAGGCUUGGGAGCCCCCAGCAUAGUUGAUUCCCAUUCAGUCCAGAAAGAUCUUUCUGGAGAACAAAGUUUGACUUUCCCAAAUCCAUGUAGUUAGAGCCGAGAUCUUCCUUAAAUGGCCAUUAGUGCACCGAAGACGGACUUUGGCACGGCAAGGGGUCUUUCGGCCCUUUGACCGCCUUGGGGAAAGAAGCAGUCGGCUUAGGCUGAAAUCCCUGGUCUCUGGUGGUAGAGGACGUGGUUCCUUUGAGCUCGAGUAUUUUGGCUUCCCUAUCCAGGACUCUUUCGUAAUGCUCUGGGGAAGCCAAAAGGGAAUCUGCAGUCAGGCUCAAAGAUAUAUAUAUAACAAAUAUAAUAUUUGUUAUAUUUGUGCUGAUAAAUAAAUAAAGGGAGACUAGU